Molecule: messenger RNA, 2390 nt
Organism: Pocillopora verrucosa
Lineage: Eukaryota; Metazoa; Cnidaria; Anthozoa; Scleractinia; Pocilloporidae
Product: ankyrin repeat domain-containing protein 42-like
Cellular component (GO): nucleus
Molecular function (GO): protein binding
Source: RefSeq, a predicted model, not a curated record
GUUCUUCAUGGCAACUGAAUGUUUUGUGAACGUGCCGCCAUCUUCUUAAAAUAGUCUCUAUAUAUAUUCAUUCGAUCUUUCGAAAUUCAGUUAUCUAGCGAUGCCAGAGAAAGUUCGUCUCGCUAAUAUUCAUGAAGCGGUUCGCUAUGGCGACGUUUUGGAAUUGCAAAGUAUGGUCCAAAGAGGUGCCGGAAUUAACGAUGCUGAUGGCAAAUUUAAAUUCACUCCGUUGCACUGGGCAGCUCAUCAUGGCAGCUUAGAGUGCUUACAUUGGCUACUUUGGCAUGGAGCUGAUCACUCAGACAAAACUCCUCAAGGGUGGACACCAUCACAUCUGGCAGCAAUCAGGGGACAAGAUGCUUGUUUACAGGCCUUAGCUGCAAAUGGGGCUGAUCUAAAUGACAAGGACAAUAGAGGUUGUACUGCAGCACAUUUGGCUGCAGCCCAUGGGAAUUCUUACUGUUUGCAGUCAAUACUCAGGCAUGGUGUGGACAUUAAUGCCACUGACAACAUGGGCUGGACCCCAGUUCAUUGUGCUGCUUUCCAUGGGAGACUGGGCUGUCUUCAGCUUCUCUCCAGGUGGGGGGCAAGUGUGGAUGAGGUUGAUCAUUCUGGAAGCACACCAGCUCAUCUGGCUGCAAGUGAAGGUCAUCUUCCUUGUCUCAAGUUUAUUGUUUGUGCUGGAGCAAGCAUUGAUCACACAAUGAAUGCGCGCAAUGACCAGGGUGACACACCCAAAAAUCUUGCUCAGCAAUUCUACAAAAAGGAUUGUAUUGACUAUCUUAAUGCAGUAGAAUAUGACUUGCUUCACCCUGAAGAUGAAGAAAACCUAGCUUUCCCUGCCCAUGUGGCUGCGUACAAUGGCGACCUGGCCCAGUUGAAGAUGCUAAUAGAGACUGGGGUUGUAUCUGUGAAUGAACGGGAUGACAAAGGUUCCACCCCUGCACAUAAAGCUGCAGGAAAUGGCCACGUUCAAGUGUUACAGUGGCUUGUUGAAAAUGGAGCAAACUUGAGAAUUGUCAACUCCGCUGGUGAAACACCCAAAGAUGUGGCCCGUAGGUUUGGUCGCCUUGGCUGUGUUGCAAUUCUUGGAGGCGACUCAGACGAUGAAGAAAACGUUGUAGACGAAGGAGCAGAAGACUUCAAGCCAUCCGAACCACAGUCUAAAGCCGAGGCCAGAGGUCGUGCUAAGCGGAAAAUUGAUGAGUUGGCGCAUCUGUUAGAUGUAGCCAAAAUGAACUACAGACAGCUGGGAGGAGUUUUGGAUGAAGACCAAAAGAAACUUGAAGAAGAGAGAGAAAGUGCUAGGGUUAUACGCGAGUUAGAAGCUCAGCUGGAAUAUGAGCGAGAAAAACGAGAAAGGCUGGAGGCCCAAAUGGACAAACUGCGUGCUCAGAUACACACUCUUACCCUUCAGCUGGAAGACGAGCGCGGCAGAAACGCCACGUCAUCUGAAUUUCAACGAUCGUCAACCUCGACACAGCAAACUGCGUUACGACGCAAGAAAAAGAAAGCCAAACGAUUAGACACGACCACCACUGGAAUAUUCGUCAGAAGAGGAGUCUCCAGUCCGAGGACAAUUCACUGCCUGGAUAAGGACUGACUAACAUCUCUUACAUGACGAGACAAACUCUUAAGAGGCAUAAUCGCAUAUUUAUAAGAUCUGUGUAUAAUAAUAAUAAUAAUUUUUCUAGAAAAGAAGUCAUACUAGUUAAAAGCAGAACUGAAAAGAGGAUUUCAAUGGGGUUAAGUAGUAGCUAGUCGUAAAAUGGCUAGAAAAUUUAGCCGUUAGGUGUAAAACUUAACAAAUUUUAACUGGAAGUAGUAAGAGAAGGUAACCGCAAAAACUUUGACCUUUCUAGAAAGGAUCAUUUUGAGUUAGCCGUUAGAUGGCCAAAUUUUAAACCCCAUUUAAACCUUCUGAUUAGUUCUGAAAUCAAAGCUAACACAGUUUCAACUUGUCUGAAAUUGGAGACCAUGACUGCCCUUUGAUACCGAUGCCGCUUGAAGUUGUGUGGAGCUUCAUUUACCCAUUUUCUCACCAUCUUUUCUUUUCCAAUUAUAAACACAACGCUCUCGACAUUUCCAAUCCAGGCAGUAUACCGAAAUUUCUUCACAUGCGUUGCUUGGACGUCGAACUUGGCCUGGCCCACCAGCGAGCUAUUUGGUAGAUCGUCGGACCACGAUAUGUGAAGUUUUGAGAAUCACGUCCUCUUUGAGGACUUAGAUCUUCCCCAGCCUCACGUUCAUGAAAUUGGAAUAACAUCUUUCUCUGCUUUUACAAGAUUUGUUUCAGAGUAGACUGAUCUGUCUUUAAUGUUGUAAAUGAUUUUUAGAUUUAUGAAACAUAUGAUUUUCUUAUAUUCUCUUUACAACGAUGACGAUUGAUC